AAAAGUACUAUAGGAUACUUCGUCCCGUUCUACCAUAGCCUCGAGAGGAAGUUGAGUAGUGAAUACCCUAUACCCGGUUGCGUCUACCGUCCUUGUUGCGCUUUUUCUAUCGCACAGCUUUGGCAAUCUCUAGAGAAUAUAUCUUCUGUUGCGCCAUGUCCGACAACGAAGAGGAGCUCUACGACGAGUUUGGGAAUUACAUCGGUCCCGAUCUGGAUUCGUCCGACGACGACGACGAGAAUGCGUUGGUGCCUCCCGGGACUGUCGCUCCGGACGACGCUUCGGAUGUGUCCGGUGACGACCAAGACGAGAAUGCUCUCGUGAUGCGCGACGACGAGAACGUGAUGACAACAACGGCAGCAACCACGGCCGAUCCAAUGCACGCCAUUGUCUUGCACGAAGACAAGGAACACUACGCGUCGGCGGAACAAGUGUACGGUGACGACGUGCGCGUCGCCGUCUUAGAUGAAGACGCCAUGGAACUCGAAACACCCAUCGUGGAACCAGUACUCACGAAAUCGCAUCACGCGGAUAGCGACGAUCGGGACAAACAAAACACUAUCUCGGCGUGCAAUUUGGCCAUCGUCGGACACUUCCAUCACGGAAAAACCUCACUGGUGGACUUGCUGCUGGAAUCUACCUAUCGAGUCAAGAAAAAUCACAAGAAUGCUGUCGUCGACGAAAGUCGCCAAGCGAAUACACAGGCAGGACCGCGGUAUCUCGAUACGCUGCUGGCCGAACAAGCCCGUCAAAUGAGUCUCGUCAGUACGCCCUUGACGACACUUUUGCCGGAUACACGCGGAAAGACCUUCGCCAUUUCCAUGCUGGACUGUCCCGGUCAUGUGCAAUUCCAUGACGAGUCGGUGGCGGCCUUGAAAGCGUCCGAUGGUGCCGUGGUGGUAGUGGACGUUGUGGAGGGAAUCAUGAUGCAUACGGAAAUGGUAGUCCGACAAGCCAUAUCCGAAGGACUUUCUCUGACCUUGGUCUUGAGUAAAAUGGAUCGUUUGAUUGUGGAAUUGAAGUUGCCCCCACGGGAUGCCUACUACAAGUUGUUGCACAUUGUGGAUAGUCUCAACGAAUUAGUAGGCAUGGUGUCGAGGGGACGCUAUCCAAAAAUCUCACCCGAACGAGGUAACGUGGCCUUUUGUUCCGCACAACACGGCUACUUGUUUACGUUACCCAGUUUUGCGCAAGUGUACAUGGAACACUUUGAUCGUUUGGGAGACAACAUUGCCGUCGAUGGCUUUGCUCAGCGUCUCUGGGGAGAUGCCUACCUGGAUCCGGAAACGCGGACGUUUCACCGGUCGUCACGCGACUGCUUGACUCCGAACGUGGAACGCACAUUCUGCGUGUACGUACUGGAGCCACUCUACAAGAUAUACAGCGCCUGUCUGGGGGAGCGCGAACCCGACGUCAAUGCCCUUUUGCGCGGUGUCGGCGUUCUCCUUCACAAGGACGAAUUGCGAGCCAAUUCGACGGUCCUUUUGAAAGCGGCAUUGUCGCGGUUUUUGCAAACCGCCAACCACGGGUUUGUUGAUAUGCUCACGCAACACGUACCCUGUCCGGCCGUGGCCGCUGCCGGAAAAAUCGCUCGGUGCUACACUGGCCCCCUGCUCGACGAUGAUGCGGACACUGCGGAUUCGAAACAAAGGCUGGUGCAGGCCAUGCGCAACUGCGACCCCCACGGACCACUGAUCAUUCACGUCGUCAAACUGUACGCCUCCCGGGAUGGGCAAUCGUUUCAAGCGCUCGGAAGAGUUUAUUCAGGAACGGUUCGACCGGCAACUCCCGUCAAGGUCCUCGGCGAGGCGUACGUCCCGAAUGUAGACGACGAAGAUGUCGGUACGGCGACGGUGGAGAACGUUGCGAUACCUCGGGGACGCUUUCAUACAAGCAUAAGCCUGGUCAAGGCGGGGAACUGGGUUUUGCUGGAAGGCGUGGACGCCACCAUUGCCAAGACAGCGACCAUCGUAGGUUUGGAGUGCCCCGAGAAUGUGCACAUUUUUGCCCCGCUCAAAUUUCCACAUACGGGAGGAGAGUCUGUGAUGAAGCUUGCGAUCGAACCGCUAAAUCCGGCAGAGUUGCCCAAAAUGGUGGAAGGACUUCGGCGGGUCUCCAAAGCGUAUCCCAUGGUUCAGACCAAAGUGGAGGAAAGCGGCGAGCAUGUUUUGCUGGGUACUGGAGAGCUGUAUUUAGAUUGCGUCAUGUACGAUCUUCGUCAAGUGUAUUCGGACAUUGAAGUCAAAGUUGCGGAUCCGAUUGUUUCGUUUCGAGAAACGGUGAUUGAAACGAGCAGUAUCAAAUGUUUUGCGGAGACUACCAACAAAAGAAACAAAUUAACAUUUCUUGCUGAGCCUUUGGAUGACGGUCUGGCGGAAAAUCUAGAGGCGGGCAAGGUCAAGACGCAGUGGGACCAGAAGAAACUGGGUCGCUUUUUUCAAGUAAAUUACAAUUGGGAUUUGUUGUCGUCACGCUCAGUUUGGGCGUUUGGGGACUCGCCGACACACGGAACCAACAUACUCAUGGACGACACUUUACCUAGUGAGGUCGAUACAUCUCUUUUGAAAACAUGCAAAUCCAGUAUUGUCCAAGGCUUUCAAUGGGCCACUCGGGAAGGGCCGCUUUGCGAGGAACCCGUACGAGGUACGAAGAUCAAAAUCCUGGAUUGUGUCCUCGCCGAUAAGGCUAUCCAUCGAGGUGGGGGUCAGGUCAUUCCUACAGCUCGCAAAACUGUACAUUCUUCGUUGCUGACCGCCACGCCUCGAUUGAUGGAACCAGUGUAUCGUUUACAGAUACAAUGUCCCGGUGCAAUUGUUGAUGCGAUUCAACCCCUGCUGACGCGUCGCAGAGGCCACAUGGUGCAAGAUCGACCGGUUUCGGGCUCGACGCAUUGCAUCGUCAAAGCUUACAUACCGGUACUAGACAGUUUUGGAUUCGAAACGGAUCUUCGUACCUUUACUCAAGGUCAGGCAAUGGUCUUCUCCGUUUUUGACCACUGGUCGGUGGUGCCCGGCGAUCCACUCGACCGGAGCAUUAUUUUGCAUCCGUUGGAGCCUAGUCCGGCGCAGCAUUUGGCUCGAGAACUGUUAAUUAAGACCCGUCGACGGAAAGGUCUGUCCGAAGAUGUUCCUGUGAGCAAGUUUUUCGACGAAAGCAUGAAGGCGCAAUUAGAGCAAGUGAAUGCCGUGCUACAAUAA
Messenger RNA from Phaeodactylum tricornutum CCAP 1055/1, 3197 nucleotides. RefSeq lists its product with no specific name. Gene Ontology annotation, cellular component: cytosol; U2-type catalytic step 2 spliceosome; U4/U6 x U5 tri-snRNP complex. The record is from RefSeq and is a predicted model, not a curated record. Gene Ontology annotation, biological process: mRNA splicing, via spliceosome. The coding region runs from base 156 to 3197 and encodes 1013 amino acids. The transcript is spliced from 3 exons. Lineage: Eukaryota; Bacillariophyta; Bacillariophyceae; Surirellales; Neidiaceae. Gene Ontology annotation, molecular function: GTPase activity; translation elongation factor activity; GTP binding.